AUGGAUCAAGUUUUCAGCAAAGCCGGUUCGUUUUGGCUUAAACAAAAAGCCAGCAAUGAGUUUGGCUCUGUCGGAAAGGAUGCCAAUUCAUUGUCAUCGAGCAUUGAAGGAGGCACCAAGUGGUUGGUUAACACGAUCAAAGGAAAGGUCCAAAAACCAUUACCGGAGCUCCUAAAAGAGUACGAUCUCGCAAUCGGAAUAUUCCCCCGUGAUGCAACGAGCUACGAUUUUGACGAGGAGACAAAGAAGCUAAAGGUUUACAUUCCGAAAGUGUGUGAAGUUGGGUACAAGGAUCAAUCCGUGCUGCGUUUCGCAACGGAAGUGAGCGGUUGUUUGGAGAAAGGGAAGUUGUCCGAAAUAGUUGGGAUUAAGACAAAGGUGAUUGUUUGGAUGAAGGUGAGUUGUAUCACCUCCGACAAAACCAAUCUCCAUUUCCAAGCCACUGUCACAAGAUCUAGGAGUAGAGCUGCUUAUGAAGUUGAAAAAGAUGGCACUGUUUGUGGAAAGUUCUAGCUGUUCCUAAGAAUUCCCCCCUCUCAAUAAAAGCCCUUUAAACUAGAAAAUUCUUGGGAGUGAAUGAUGUUGGUUUGGUCUUAAUGUAAAUAGUCUAUACAAUUUGAACUGGCAUACAUGUGUAUUACUUGUAUUUCAUUGGGUAUAAUAUUGAGCAUUGCCAGACACAU
Messenger RNA from Salvia splendens (bonfire salvia), 683 nucleotides. RefSeq lists its product as uncharacterized. Bases 1 to 513 code for a protein of 170 amino acids. The record is from RefSeq and is a predicted model, not a curated record. NCBI's taxonomy places the organism in Eukaryota, Viridiplantae, Streptophyta, Magnoliopsida, Lamiales, Lamiaceae. The transcript is spliced from 3 exons.